CGCCAUUGCUGGAAGCUUUCCCGCCCUGCUACGGGAGCGCCCUGUCCUCAGGCGGCCGCCAGUUAUGUCUUUGCAGGACUCUACUCUUUCCAGAGAGGGGAGCCCAGAAGAAGAGAUUAUGGCUGCUGUGGUUUUUUCACGUGGGCCUCUGGGUCCUGAAGUUUCCCUGCCAGAUGAAGAUCUUCACCUCCAGGCAGAAGAACCAGAAUUGGUAAAGGAAUCAGUGACAUUUAAAGAUGUGGCUAUAGACUUCACAUUGGAAGAGUGGAGGUUGAUGGACCCUACACAAAGGAACCUGCACAAGGAUGUGAUGCUAGAGAAUUAUAGGAAUCUUGUCUCCUUGGGACUUGCAGUUUCCAAACCAGACAUGAUAUCUCAUUUGGAGGAUGGAAAAGGACCAUGGGUGGUAGUGAGAGAAAUUUCAAUUUCAGAGUUGGAGACCAAACCUACAACCAAGAAUGUUAUACCAACAAAGGAUAUUUCAGAAGAACGUUUAUCACCGGAGACCAUAGUAGAGAAACUCACAGAGAAUGGCCUAUGGGACACCAGAAUGGGAGGAUUAUGGAAAUGGAGUAACAGGAUAUUGAGAUCGCAGGAUAGUCAAGAGAGUCAUUUGAGUCAAAGAAUAGUUAAACACAAGAAAAUUCCUUCUAUUCAGAAGAGCUUUAGAUUUGGAUCUGUUCUUUUUCCAGAACCAGGAGUUAUCACAGAAGACCCCCACAGCAGAUACCAAACGCAUAAGGAAAACUUCAUAGAGAGUUUAGAUUUGAUUACAGAUACCCAUCUGGGGAAGAAAAUUUGCAAGGAUACAGUAGGCAACAAAGUCAUAAGCCUUGCUUCAGAAGUUACUUUAGGGAAAAAAAACAAUAAUAAAGAAAAACCCUAUAAAUGUAGUACAUGUGAAAAGGCCUUCCGUUACAGGUCACUACUCAUUCAACAUCAGAGAACUCACACUAAAGAAAAACCUUAUGAAUGUAAUGAAUGUGGGAAAAUGUUCAGCCAGCCUUCAUAUCUUAGUCAACAUAAAAAAAUUCACACUGGAGAAAAGCCCUAUAAAUGUAAUGAAUGUGGAAAGGCCUUCAUUGCUUCUUCAUCCCUUAUGGUGCAUCAGAGAAUUCACACUAAGGAGAAACCUUAUCAAUGCAACGUCUGUGGAAAAUCUUUUAGCCAGUGUGCCCGCCUUAAUCAACACCAGAGAAUUCAAACUGGAGAAAAGCCCUAUAAAUGUAGUGAAUGUGGGAAAGCUUUUAGUGAUAAAUCAAAGCUUGCGCGACAUCAGGAAACUCACAAUGGAGAGAAACCCUACAAAUGUAAUGAUUGUGGGAAAGCCUUUAGGAAUAAGUCGUAUCUUAGUGUACAUCAGAAGACCCAUACUGAGGAGAAACCAUAUAAAUGCAUUGAGUGUGGGAAAUCUUUCAAGAAUACCACAAUCUUUAAUGUUCAUCAGAGAAUUCAUACUGGAGAGAAACCCUUUAUAUGUAAUGAAUGUGGAAAAGCUUAUAGAAGUAAUUCAAGCCUUAUUGUACACAUAAGAACUCAUACUGGGGAAAAGCCCUACGAAUGUAAUGAAUGUGGGAAAGCAUUCAAUCGUAUAGCAAAUUUCACAGAACAUCAGAGGAUUCAUACAGGAGAAAAACCCUAUAAAUGUAAUGAAUGUGGGAAAGCAUUCAUUAAUUACUCAUGCCUUACUGUACACCACAGAAUGCAUACAGGAGAGAAACCUUAUAAAUGUAGUGAAUGUGGAAAGGCCUUCAUGCGUUCUUCAUCUCUAAUUAUACAUCAGAGAAUUCAUACUGAGGAGAAACCUUAUCUCUGUAGUGAAUGUGGGGAAUCUUUCAGAAUAAAAUCACACUUAACUGUGCAUCAGAGGAUUCAUACUGGAGAGAAACCAUAUAAAUGCACUGACUGCGAGAGGGCAUUUACUAAAAUGGUAAAUCUCAAGGAGCACCAGAAAAUUCAUACUGGUGUGAAACCCUACAACUGCUAUGAUUGUGGAAAAUCCUUCAGAACUAAGUCAUACCUUAUUGUACAUCAAAGGACCCAUACUGGAGAAAAACCAUAUAAGUGUAAUGAAUGUGAAAAAGCUUUCACUAAUACAUCACAGCUUACUGUGCAUCAAAGAAGGCAUACUGGAGAAAAACCCUAUAAAUGUAAUGAGUGUGGGAAGGUUUUCACAAGUAACUCAGGCUUUAAUACCCACCAAAGGACACAUACUGGGGAGAAACCAUUUAAAUGUAGUGACUGUGGCAAAGCAUUUAGCCAGAUGGUACAUGUCACAGAACAUCAGAAAAUCCAUAGUGGAGAGAAACCCUAUAAAUGUGAUGUCUGUGGAAAAGCCUUCAGGAGAGGUUCAUACCUUACAGUGCACUGGAGAACACAUACUGGAGAAAAACCUUAUACAUGUAAGGAAUGUGGGAAAGGUUGCAUUACUCUGUCACAGCUAACUCUACAUCAGAGAAUUCAUACUGGGGAGAGGCCCUAUAGAUGUGAGGAAUGUGGAAAAGCCUUCAGAACUAACUCAGACUUUACUGUACAUCUGAGGAUGCAUACCGGAGAAAAACCCUAUAAAUGUAGUGAAUGUGGGAAAGCCUUUAGGAGUAGCUCAAGCCUUACUGUACAUCAAAGAAUACAUCAGAGAGAAACUCAAUUAAUAUAGAAAACUGAAUUAUCACCCAGAUGUGACAAGAAUCUUAUAAACCGUAUAUUUUAUGAAUGUGGGAAAAUGUUCAGGAGCAAUUUGCCAGAAAGUACACACUGAAGAGACACUUUAUAAGAAUGUGGAAAAGCAAUUGGUCAUAUUAAAUCUUAGAAUUUAUAAGAAAAUUCAUAAUAAAAAGAGCAAAUGAAAGCCUUCAUCCAAAUUUCAUAUUUUAUUCAUUUAACAAAUUAUCUUCAAUGG
This is a messenger RNA of Hippopotamus amphibius kiboko, 2899 nucleotides long. It is a transcript of the gene ZNF624, whose product is annotated as zinc finger protein 624. The transcript is spliced from 6 exons. Gene Ontology annotation, molecular function: RNA polymerase II cis-regulatory region sequence-specific DNA binding; DNA-binding transcription factor activity. Bases 65 to 2656 code for a protein of 863 amino acids. The record is from RefSeq and is a predicted model, not a curated record. Lineage: Eukaryota; Metazoa; Chordata; Mammalia; Artiodactyla; Hippopotamidae. Gene Ontology annotation, biological process: regulation of transcription by RNA polymerase II.